Molecule: messenger RNA, 752 nt
Organism: Paecilomyces variotii
Lineage: Eukaryota; Fungi; Ascomycota; Eurotiomycetes; Eurotiales; Thermoascaceae
Exons: 3
Coding region: 136-477 (113 amino acids)
Source: RefSeq, a predicted model, not a curated record
CUCGAUGCCACAGAUUCUCAAGCUCGAAGACGAUCGUUAAAUAGUUUAAAUACCCUCGCUAGAUCACCUUGUCUUGCCAGAUACCUCGCAGGCGAAGUAUAUCAAGACAGACUCUCGUUUCAGUACUUAGCCACCAUGCAGUUCAACAUCCUCACCUUGACCGUCGCUCUGGCCGGCGCUGCUGCUGCCUUGCCCAAGAUCCCAGCAGUCUCCUGGAACCAGACUCAUGCCGUUACGAACGUGCAUGCGAUCAACCUGGUCAACUUGACCAAUUCGAACACGACUCGAACGGCGCAGCAGAAGAGCACUACGUUGGCCAGUCAAGCUGGUAGUAGUAGUUCGGAUAACGACGUCUGCACGACUCUCUGCUCUCUCCAGGCGCAGAUUUGCAGCAUGGCGCUCCCCACGCACGAUGACUACUGCUGGGGCACGUACCUGGACUGCAGCAGGAUGUGUGACCCGUCCUUGAUCCACUGAACCAAGAGGGAGAAUCUGACAGAUGAGCACGUGAUAUGGAUAUGAAACAUGGGUUAUGACUUUUUUUUUUCGGACGUAACGGGCGCUUUGGGAAAAUGGGUGUUUUGGAUGCGUGAUGGGAAAAUAAUGAUGGUUAUUAUUAUCUGGUUUGGUCUACACGGACACUGUUCGGGAUUUUAUGAGAUACGAUUCGACUCCUGUAGGUAGAGAAUGAAUGUCGAGAACAAAGAGUUCUAGUCUACUAUCCGGUGCCAGCUUAGUGGUGGGGUAAAUUG